UGUCCGUGCUGUGGAGGCUCACAAAGGCCAGACUUGGUGCCUUUCAUCUGACAGCUCAAGGGACUUGGCAGAACUUGUGCUACACAGGCCAGACAUUUGCAAACGAUGGUUGCCCUCCGGAAGAAACUGCUGGCUGUUGGGGAUGGGUCCUGUGGCAAGACCUGCUUGCUCGUCGUCUUCAGCAGGGACCAGUUCCUGGAGAUGUCCGCACCCACCGUGUUUGAAAAGUACGUGGCAGAUAUUGAAGUGGAUGGAAUGCACGUCGAGCUGGAUUUGUGGGACACCUGUGGGCCGCCGGUUUACGACAGCUGGAGGCCCUUUUCCUACCUCGACACAGAUGUGAUCCUCAUGUGCUUCUCCAUUGACAACCCCGACAGUUUGGAUAACAUCCCACUGAAAUGGAUGCCGGAAGUCAGGCAUUUCUGUCCGGACGUGCCCAUCAUCCUGGUCGGGAACAAGAAGGAUCUUUGGGAUGACGGCAGCACAAGGCUGGUGCUCAGCAAGAUGAAGCAGGCGCCAGUCAAGCCGGAAGAAGGCAGAGCUAUGGCAAAGAAGAUCCAUGCUUUUGAGUUCGUGGAGUGUUCAGCGAAGACCAGAGAUGGGGUGAGGGAGGUGUUUGAAAUAGCCACAAGAGCUGCUCUGCGGGCCAGGCGUGGGAAGAAGAGAUCUGGGUGCCUUGUCUUGUGAAACGCUUGCUGCCAGCACAAGCCACGUGCUGUUCAUGUCCAAGGGCUGUUUAUUGAUCUGACUGGCCUUUGCACUCCACUGUCAUUUGACAUGGCAUAUCAGAAGUCAUGUUGCGAGCACUAUUAAGCAGCCAGCAAUGAUCAUGAAUGGUGUCUACCCUACCUGCCAAGGUCCCUCUGACACUGCUCUACCUACCUGGCAUUGAGUCAGCGAGUGCAACUGCUUUAUAACUAACUUGACCUUCCUGUCAGCUGCAAGGUUCUGGGGUCAGACACCUGUUCAGGCCUUUACCACAGCAGAUGGCAUUGGCAUAGCUUUGUGGUGGGCAUCCUGGUAUUUGGAGAUAUACCUGUCCAGAAGGCACAAAGUCCUACACCCACGGCCAAGUUACAGUUUCUGUGGUUUCAUGCUAGUUACCUGAUAGUUAUUGUGAAAUUAGUGCCAUUUAAGGUAUGCCAUCAAAAAUAAAUGUAUCUCUUCCA
This is a messenger RNA of Erinaceus europaeus (western European hedgehog), 1169 nucleotides long. RefSeq names its product transforming protein RhoA-like. Gene Ontology annotation, molecular function: GTP binding; GTPase activity. Gene Ontology annotation, cellular component: cleavage furrow; dendritic spine. The record is from RefSeq and is a predicted model, not a curated record. Gene Ontology annotation, biological process: small GTPase-mediated signal transduction; stress fiber assembly; cell migration. Bases 106 to 687 code for a protein of 193 amino acids. The transcript has a single exon. Lineage: Eukaryota; Metazoa; Chordata; Mammalia; Eulipotyphla; Erinaceidae.